Molecule: messenger RNA, 1554 nt
Organism: Daphnia magna
Lineage: Eukaryota; Metazoa; Arthropoda; Branchiopoda; Diplostraca; Daphniidae
Product: cilia- and flagella-associated protein 251-like
Source: RefSeq, a predicted model, not a curated record
AUGUGGAAAGUUGUCUGCUACACUUUUUUUUGCUUAAGCAGUCGCGUGGCUUUUUCGUUGGUGUUAAAUAAUAUGCAGCUGAAAUACUACCUUUUACAUUACCUAUUCAAUAUUUUUUUGGCAUUCACAGUCAAACAUGGAAGAUUCCAUUCACUCAGCAAUUCUGAAAUUGUUCACGAUGAAACAGAUCUAGCUGAAAAGAGGCUAAAUGAAGCCAUGGCACAAAGGAAAAAAGAAUUACAACACAUGAAAAAUAUAAUUGGGAGACAAAUUAAACAGAAGAACAAAGAAGAUCGAAUCAGAAUUUCUCAGUUCAAAGAAUCCUUUAAAGGAAAAAAGGAAGUACCUAAUCGAAAUAAACCAUGGAAAACUAUCGAAUGGCAAAACUAUUGGAAUUCUUUGGGUAACCACGAACAAAACAACCUUGACAGGAGGAAGUCCCACUGCCACAAGAGUAUCUACACCAAAAUAGAUGAAAUGGCUGAGAACUUCAAUGCUUCAGUUAGAAAAGACAGAAGUUGUGUGAAGAAAAGGGCAUAUGGCAAGAGAGAGCCAGCAAGAGAGAGAGAAGAGAAAGUAAUCGACCAAGACAAUGAAUCACUACUUCAUGACAAUCCAAAGCAGAGAAACUUCAUUGAAAAAGGAGCCAGCAAAAGAAAUAGAACAGCAAAGAAGAAAACUAUCGAACAUGAAAAUGAAUCAGUACUCCUCGAGAAUCAUGAGCAGAAAAACUCCAUUGAAAGAGGAAAAAAGAAAAAGACGAAAGAGAAAAAAGAUGAAAGGACAGGAAACAAUAAAAUGAAAUCAUCUAAAGAGAGAGCAGGAGAAGAAGAAGAAGAAGAAAAAGAAGAAGAAGAAGAUCAAGAAGAAGAAGAAGAUCAAGAAGAAGAAAAAGAUCAAGAAAAAGAAGAAGAUCAAGAAAAAGAAGAAGAUCAAGAAAAAGAAGAAGAAAAAAAAGAUCAAGAAGAAGAAGAAGAAGAAGAAGAAGAAGAAGAAAAUAACAAAAUGGAGAAACAGGUGAAGUGUAGUACAAAAUAUACUCCUCCGUCGAAAAAUGCAAAGCAAUAUCCUUCACCAAAUUGCCACGAAGAUGUGGACAGUUUGCUGACAUUGCAAAAUGAGAGAAAUAAUUUAUCACCUCUUUCCUCCACUCCUCUUUCACCGUCCAGCACAAGGUCUUCGUCUCCCAAUUAUCAACACCGCGAAGAAGGGGAAAUAUUUGGGCCAAGCAACUCUGGAAUUCCUCCGCAAACGACAUUGAAGCGGGUGGCAGAUGGUACGGCGGGUACUGCGGCUGCUUCUCUUAUAAAAUAUCUCGUUUUUAAUAAAGACCCCAAAUUGGCAAUUGAGCCAUGCGUAAAGGUCAGACGUUUAUCUGCGCCUUUCCAAACACAGGGAAAAACAAGAGGAACAAGACGAGGAAAUGGAAGGUUGCCUGGAAGACCGAAAGGACGAGGAAAGGUCCCAGCAGGAAAAAAAUUAUAGAACAGAAGUUCGUCUGAUUUGUUCUCCAAUACGCUGAUUUGUAUUUCAAUGGAAGUGUAAUAAUAUAAA